AUGGCGGCGACAGGAAGAACAACGGCAAGAGAAUCGUCACCAUCACUGUCAACAACGAUGAGUUCCAUGAAAGCUUCCCAAAGGCGGAGGAUACUGGCCCAACAUGAAGCGGCGCUAUCACGCCUUCUCAUCGUCAUUGUAAUAGUAGUGCUGGUUACAUCUUCUGUGGUGGACUCUGCUCUGGUGGGAGACGAACAGUUUGGUCGUGUCGCUGGAGGAGCCUUUUGGGUGUUUACCAGCCACGGCAUCUCGAUUGUGAAUCCGGAUACCUGUCAUGUGGAUCAUACGUUUACACAUGACAAUGCCCACGAAGCCUUGCCCAAGCGAUGGAGUAGUGGAGUCUAUAUGGUUCGCCAAAGUCCGAAUGAGUUUGAAGACGACGACAUUCCCCUCACAGAUACUCCCGAAUUACUACCCAAACAAGAUGCCUACAUUCUCAUCAAUAGUGGAGAAACCAAAACCAUUGAAGAUGGCAAUACGGAUACUCCCACUUAUGAAGCAGAAGUCAUUGUCUUGGAUACUACUACUGCCAGCAAAACGCCAGUACUGCAGAGAAUCACUGUGGGAGGAGCAUUGGGAAAUGCUUAUGCGGUGCACAAUAGAAAUCAGUUCUGGACCCACUCCUCUGCCGAUGGAUUCUUUUACGUGUUGGAUUUGAACACUGAAAUCAAAGAAAACGAAGGACAUCCCGUCAAGGCCAAAAUCACCACGGCCAAAGACAAGGGGCAUUUGAUGUGGGAAAUGGGCAUUGGUGAUGAGACCGUCUCUCUCAAAGAUAGUCCACAGAUUGCAUACGCCACUUCCGCGGCCGUCGCACAAUUGUUCAUUUUGGAUUUACAAGUCCACAAACAAGUGGCCGUGUACGAUUUUUCCAAAGAUGUCAAUCAAGGCACGUGUCUCGGGGCCGCGUCCAUGGCAUUUUCCAAAACCAAUCAACAUUUAUAUAUUCAGUGUGUCGGGGGACCCGGUGGGACGCUCGAGAUCGAUGUGUCUCAUCCGGCAUCACCAGUGCUCGUUCAGCAACAUCAUCACGUCGGUGGAGCCCUCGUCGAAACACCCGAUCAAGUCUAUGUGACUGCCACCGACAAGGGGGCCGAUCGCAUGACGUUUUUUCUGCCCACACAAACGGGAGAUCCUUCCACCACGGAAUUCACCAUUACCGUCAAGGGACAUCCCGAAGCUCCCGUCUUUUACGAAUCGCCCCAAACACUCGAUUACAUUGCCUGCAUGCCACUCACCGACAAUCUCAAUCGAGCCCAUCGAACGGAUGGAGAACCAACGCAAACAGAAGAUGGAGUGUUGAAUGGUACUACUCCACCCCAAAGUCCAGUUAUCUGCGAUUAUCACAAUGGUUGCGACAAUGCCCAAACUCCCUUUGAUACCAAACACGGCGUCUGUGACUAUCAACCUGCCAAUCCCACGCUCUUGUUGGUCGCCACGGCGGACGAUUUGGAAAAGGUACAGGCACACGAGGAACCCUUUGGACAAGCCUGUGGCAUGUGCGAAUUGCCACAAGAUUAUUGGAAUCCAAAGGGAGAAUGCGUCUGUACACCCCAAUGUGGAGCUUGUGCCAACGAUCAUUAUCCCAUUCGACAAGAUGAUCCGUUGCUGGCAACCACCGGUGUCAUGUGCGUCGAUGUCAAGGACGCCAUGCUGGACGUGCUGCAUCAUUCCGAUCUUAUUGAAGGAGCCGGGGCCAUUGUACAACCCAAAGCAUCCGAAAAUCCCAAUUUAAAAUUUAUUCAUGGACCGGGCGUCUCGACACCGGAAUGUGCUCUGGAUGAACCCAUUCGACCGCAUAAACGUGGUUCCAAUAUCUACGAUGCUUCCAUUUCCACAAUUCCAUCGCGUGAAUUGAUCAUUGUCGAUAUGCGAGUGGAAUCGUUGAAAUGCCGCGUGGAAUUGCCAGGCACGCCACAACAAGUCAUCUACGUCCCCACCAGUCAUCAUUACAAACAGAGCGAUGGCGGUGGCAGUCUGAGUCCUGGCAUGAUUGCCUUGAUUGUCAUUGUUACUGUAUUCGUCUUGGUGGCAUUGUCGGCCAUUCCAGGAUCACGGUUUGCCAAGAGGAACGUGGACAACCAUAAUAAUAAUGCUGUCGUCAUGGAUGACAGCGACGACAAGGAAGGGCUUCCAACAGGCAACGGUGGCAUUGAAAUGAUGACCAAUGGAAAUAAUAGUGGAAGUCCCUACAUUGAUCCUGCGGUUGCAGAAUCCAAACACGAAGAGUCCGAUCCAAGUCAUGAAUACGAAUACGGUGACAAGACGUUUGUCAUUGAUGAUGAUGCGCCGGAUCCCAUGCCGCCUUUGUCCACGCGAUCUGAACCUUCCGCAGGGCCUGGAGGAGAUCCAACGACCAGUGUCCAUAGUGGUCAAAUGACGUGA
Seminavis robusta is the source of this 2385-nucleotide messenger RNA. NCBI's taxonomy places the organism in Eukaryota, Bacillariophyta, Bacillariophyceae, Naviculales, Naviculaceae. The record is from the annotation of a GenBank genome assembly.